Drosophila subobscura is the source of this 4074-nucleotide messenger RNA. It is a transcript of the gene mib2, whose product is annotated as E3 ubiquitin-protein ligase MIB2. Lineage: Eukaryota; Metazoa; Arthropoda; Insecta; Diptera; Drosophilidae. Gene Ontology annotation, molecular function: zinc ion binding; protein binding; ubiquitin-protein transferase activity. The record is from RefSeq and is a predicted model, not a curated record. The coding region runs from base 508 to 3741 and encodes 1077 amino acids. Gene Ontology annotation, cellular component: cytoplasm. The transcript has 6 exons. Gene Ontology annotation, biological process: protein ubiquitination.
CCAUCUUUAGGCCAGACCUAGAGCAAGAAGAAGAAAGCCAAAUUUUAGUUGUAGUUGCUAGCAAAAUUCUAAAUUUUUUUAUUCAAAUUGAAGUUAAAGUGUAAUGGUUUACAAGAAGCAGCGUACUUGAGCGAUGCUGAUGUGCUAAUUCUCAAACGAGUAUCAAGUGAAAGAGCGAGAGUAAAAGAAUGCCUUAAAUUGUGGGCCGUAGCAACGGUUUCAAGUGGGGGAAAUAUAUUAGGGAAACAUUAAAUGCCAAUUAAAAAAGCGCACGCGCGCAUAAUAAUGCAACAUUAGGGCCAAAACGAAAACUUGAACUUUACAUUAAACGGAAACAGCUGCGGGAAAAAGUGAUUAAACGUGACACAGUAACUAGAAAUUGCUUUCGUAGCCUCCGCCUUACAAACCGAAUCGAAGUAUAGCCGAAUACCGAAUCGCAGCAGAACAGAGCGCCACGCCAGAAGGAAAAUUACAUAAAAUUAUUUGAAUUAGGAAACCGAGCGAGCCAUGCGAGCCUCCAUUCUGCCCGGCAUACGUGUGGUUCGCGGACCCAAUUGGAUAUGGUCGAAUCAAGACGACGGAGAAGGUCACGUUGGAACCGUAUGCGAAAUCGGCCGUUGCGGCUCCACACACUCACCAGAGAACACGGUCGUCGUCAAUUGGGAUUCGGGACAUCGCACCAACUACCGUGUGGGCUACCAGAGUCAAUACGAUCUGAUAAUUGUGGAUAAUGCUCAAGUUGGCGUUCGUCAUUCAAAUGUCGUCUGCGAUGGCUGCUCGAAGGCUGGCAUAGCGGGCAUUGUCUUCAAGUGUGCGCAGUGUGCCAAUUACCAUCUGUGUGCCUUUUGCUACGCCGAGGAUCUGCACGAUCUGGAGCAUCCCUUCAUCAGAUAUACCACGCCCAAUUCCCUGGGCGUGCGAGUGCCCACGCGCAAGGGUUCGAAGCGCAUGCAAUUGCGUGGCAUUUUCGUUGGCUCGAAGGUUGUGCGCGGCCCGGACUGGGAGUGGAACGACCAGGACGGCGGCGAGGGCAAGACGGGGCGGGUAAUGGAAAUCCGUGGCUGGGACAACGAAUCCUGUCGCAGUGUGGCCAACGUCUCGUGGGUAACGGGCUCAACGAACGUCUAUCGUCUGGGGCACAAGGGCAACGUCGACCUCAAGUACAUAUCGGCCACGGCCGGCGGCCACUACUACAAGGACCACAUGCCGGUUCUCGGCCAGCCGGAGGAGCAGCAGCCGGUGGCGCCGAUGGUGAAGCCAAGCUUCUCUGUGGGCGACCGUGUCAAGGUUUGCCUCGAGGUGGAUGCCCUCAUGAAGCUGCAGCAGGGACAUGGCGGCUGGAAUCCACGCAUGGUCGAGCAUCUGGCCAAGCUAGGAACAGUCCAUCGGAUCACGGACAAAGGAGAUAUUCGCGUGCAAUAUGAAAACUGUCCCAAUCGCUGGACCUUUCAUCCCGCAGCACUCGUUAAAGUUGUCUCCUUUCGUGUCGGCGAUCUGGUGACCAUCAUCAACGAUGCCAACAAGGUCCAACAGCUGCAGAAGGGACACGGCGAAUGGAUCGAUAUUAUGCGAUAUGCGCUGGGUAAAAUCUGCAAAGUGGUUAAAGUCUACUCGGAUGGCGAUCUGCGCAUUCAGCAGCUGGACGAUGGCUUCGAGUGGACCCUCAAUCCCAAAUGUGUCAAACUGGAGCGUUCGCCAUUGGCCACGGCUGCGGAACGCUCCAACAGCAUGAUGGAUCUAAGCCAUAGGCGUGCCGAUCAUGUGAUGACACCCCUCUCCGGCCUCUCGGGCAGCUCUGUGGCGGAUAAACUAGUGCGGGAGGCGGCUCAGGGGCAUCUGGAGUUUGUGCGCCAAUAUCUGGACAUGAAUCCCGCCCAAGUGGAUGUCAUGAGCGGCGGCAAGGCGUGCAUACAGGUGGCGUCGCAUCAGGGCUACGUCGAGCUGGUCAGCUACCUCAUCUCCAAGGGCGCCAAUGUGAAUGCAGUGGACAAGGAGGGCGAUUCGGCGCUGCAUUACGCCGCCUUUGGAAAUCAGCCGGCCACAAUGCGCGUCCUGCUGCAGCACGGGGCCGAGGUGAAUUUCCUCAACUCGAGCCACUGCUCCGCACUGCACAUUUGUGCGCACAAGAAGACGCCGCACUGUGUGCGCGAACUGUUGCAGCACCAGGCCAAUGUGAACAUUCAGGACUCGUACGGCGACACGGCACUGCACGAUGCCAUUGGCAAGGAGAACACUGAGGUGGUGGAGUUGCUGUGCAAUGCCCCGAACCUGGACUUCACGGUGAAAAACAAUCGCGGCUUCAAUGUGCUGCACCAUGCGGCGCUCAAGGGAAAUGUGGUGGCCGCCCGUCGCAUACUGCAGCUCUCCAGGCAGUUGGUGAAUGUGCGCAAGGAUGAUGGAUUCGCGGCGCUGCAUCUGGCCGCCCUCAAUGGCCAUGCCCAGGUGGUGGAGACGCUUGUCACCGAGGGUCAGGCCGAGCUGGACAUCCGCAACAAUCGACGUCAGACGCCGUUCUUGUUGGCCGUCUCGCAGGGCCAUGCUGGGGUGAUUGAACGCCUCGUGCGGCUGUCGUGCGAUGUGAAUGCCAAGGACGAGGACGGAGACAAUGCCAUGCACUUGUGCGUGAUCAAGAAGUCCAAUCUGCAAUCGGCGGCGGAACCGAAUCCCGAGGAGGCGCCCGAAAUUCACAAAUUCUACAUGAGUCUCGUGCAGACGAGUGUGCGUCCCGAGGAUCGUCUGAUGUACAGCAUACUCAUCUAUCUGUCGCGGGCGGGCUGCCGCGUCGAGCUGAACAAUGCCAAUGCCAGCAUAUUCGAGUGGAUCACCGACCGCAACAUCAGGCAGAUGAUCUUUGGACAGCAGCAGGCACCGGAGGCGGAGUCCUCGAGUGCCGCAGCCUUGCUGCGCUUGCAGGCGCUUGAUAUGUCUGAAGACGAAAUGCCAACGGGAGGCGGAACUGUGAGUGCGGACACAAACGGAGCGGCGCCUGUUCCGCCGCCACCACAGCGUCAGCAUCUCGAUGUAAUGCCAAAGCCCAACGAUAUGGCCGGAGCAACGCCCUCGCCAUCAGUAGCCGUAGCACCAGCCACACCAUCAGCAUCUCCGGGAGUCAAGAAACUCAAUUCGGAUGCCCCAUCAUUGACGGCACCACCGAAUGUUUCGCCACAGGUUGCGCCACGCAAGAAGGCACCCAAGCCGCCAGCUACCUCAAGCAGCAGCAGCAUCAGCACAGUCGCAGCCAUCGGCACAGUAGAGCAGCCAUGUGGUGCGGCUGCUGCUGCUGCUGCAGCUGCCGUCCUGCCGUGCCCUGGUCCUAGUCCGGCGGCCAUGGUAGCAGGUCCCCUGGAGUGCAUCGUGUGCAAUGAGAUCCUGCCCCUGGUGCGCUUCGAGCCGUGCCAGCAUCAAAUCGCCUGCGAGGAGUGCGGGAUUCGCAUGAAGAAAUGUCUCAGAUGCGGUGUGCUCAUCGAGCGUCGCGUCACCUCCAGCGGGCGGGUAGUCUCCCUACAAUCGUCAACAUCAUCGCCCAGCGAUCCAGCGCGUCUUCCCUCGGGCGAUCUGCUGCGGUACUUGGAGAACAAAGUGCAAGAGUUCGAGGAGUCGCACUUCUGUGGCAUUUGCAUGGAGCGCAAGCGAGAUGUCGCAUUUCUAUGCGGUCACGGCGCUUGCUCCCACUGUGCCGAGACUCUCCGCACGUGUCACAUGUGCCGCAAAACGAUACUCAAGAAGAUCAACCUGUACUGAAGCGUGUCCAGGUGGAAUGGACCGUACCGUCAGCAGCAUGAGCAAUUCGCAACCAAAGUGGCUUGUAAAUACAUACACAAACAGAUACAUAGAGAGCAUUUAAAAUUAUACUUAGUGUACGUACGGCCCCCGAUUGAAGUGCAUACAUAUGUAUGCACAUGCUUGCGUGUGGCAGGCGAGGCGUAUGGGCAUUGGUAGGGCUUUAUUUGCAGUAAUGUUAUGUGAGUAACUCGAAGUUAUUAUUUAUUGAAUACCCGACCGAAUUUUACUCGUUCUUAUUUUGUAACGGAUUAUCUAAUGGCAUCGUAUACAUAAAAUAUUGUGCACCCUUCA